Messenger RNA from Hypanus sabinus (Atlantic stingray), 626 nucleotides. RefSeq names its product dpy-30 histone methyltransferase complex regulatory subunit (gene dpy30). Lineage: Eukaryota; Metazoa; Chordata; Chondrichthyes; Myliobatiformes; Dasyatidae. The coding region runs from base 74 to 397 and encodes 107 amino acids. The transcript has 5 exons. The record is from RefSeq and is a predicted model, not a curated record. Gene Ontology annotation, cellular component: Set1C/COMPASS complex.
AGCCCUGCUGCGGGGACGACCAAUCAGCGGGCUCGUCUCACAGGAGGGCAGUGCGUAGAAACGGACAACAAACAUGGCGGAAGAACAUGGUGAAACACUCACAGAACCAAACUUGGAAGGACAGAUACAGAUGUCAGAAAAUCCUCAUGCAGAGUAUGGACUCACAGAGAAUGUGCAGCAGAGGAUAGUUGAGAAUGAAAAACUGAAUGCGGAGAAAACAUCGAAGCAGAAAGUUGAUCUGCAGUCUCUUCCAACUCGGGCAUAUCUGGAUCAGACAGUGGUGCCUAUUCUGUUACAAGGCCUAUCGGUUCUGGCAAAAGAAAGACCUCCUAAUCCGAUUGAAUUUUUGGCUGCCUAUCUUUUGAAGAACAAGACACAGUUUGAAGAAAGAAAUUAACUUGCACCAAAUCAAAUUUGAACUUCACCAGUCCUGUUUUAUCGAGAGGAUAGAAGUAAUUUUAGCUUCAACUAUCAGUUUGUAUAAACAAAUUUUAAACAGAAAAUGGGCCUGUUCGGAAGACCAGAGUAUGUGUGGAAUGGCCCAUUAUAUAUUGUAACUGUGCAGGGUUCCCCAUUGACUGUAAUUUAUGUAAACAUUGUGCUUCUAAAUAAACCAAGUGAUUUUA